Messenger RNA from Numida meleagris (helmeted guineafowl), 2578 nucleotides. It is a transcript of the gene TCTN1, whose product is annotated as tectonic family member 1. NCBI's taxonomy places the organism in Eukaryota, Metazoa, Chordata, Aves, Galliformes, Numididae. Gene Ontology annotation, cellular component: MKS complex. The record is from RefSeq and is a predicted model, not a curated record. The transcript is spliced from 15 exons. The coding region runs from base 59 to 1753 and encodes 564 amino acids. Gene Ontology annotation, biological process: cilium assembly; protein localization to ciliary transition zone.
AGCGCCGUUGCUAAGGGAGGCCUAGGCCGUUGCUAGGGGCGGCCUAGCAGCAGCCGUCAUGGCGGCGGCGCUGAGGCUUGGCCUGCUUCUUUUCUUGUCGCCGCUCCGGUCAGCCGAGUCCAGCACCGAGUUCCCAUCCAGCCCAGAGGCGCCAUCGAAGACCCGUGCAACUGCCUGGGAGCAGGCUCGCAGCAGGCCGGCCCCGCUCACGGACGUUGCCAAGCUGUGUGUUUGUGAUCUUUUGGUGGCACAGUGUGAUGUAAAUUGCUGUUGUGACCCUGACUGCAGUGAAGCAGAUUUCAGUCUCUUUACUACAUGUUCAGUUCCUAUUGUCACAGGUGACAGCCGUCUUUGUAGUCAGAAAGCUGCUAUAUAUUCACUUGAUACUGAAGCAAAUCCACCAGAAAGAGUAUUUAAAUUAGUUGACCACGUCAAUCCCAGUGUUUUCUGCAUUCAUGCUACAAACUAUGAACAAGCACUCUCCUUUAGUUCCCCUGAAAUACCUACUGCUGAAAAUUUUGAUCAACUGCUUAAAAAGUUUGGAAGUGCUACUUUCAGUGCUGAGCCUGACAGCUGGAGUAUGAGCUCAGAUGCUUCAGAUCCUUCUGAUGCAAAUGAAACUUACAGAUAUGAGUAUGGUGUUCCUAUACAGACGGUGGAUGCAUUUCUCAGGCUGCCCAGUCCCGUUGUCUCCUCUUGGUGCUCUGAUGCAAACCCUGCAGGGUUCUUAAUACACCAGGCUACAAAAUGCAUUCGAUCAAUCAGUGUGGAAAGCUGUGGCAACAUUCAAGCAGUUAGUAUGCUGUUUUAUAUCAACUCCAGCAUCUUAGCAGUGCCUAAAUCAAGUCAGAUGGUUAAUAUCACUGUCCGGUCCAUUGUUGUCCAGUCUCUGAAUGGAAUGCGGACUUUACUUAGCAGCAAUGUCAUCAGGCACCCUAUGAUUUCAGAUGAACUAUGCAUAAAUAUAGUUCUUGGGGUGAGUUAUCAUGUUACAUACACAGACACAGGAGAAAUAAUAGAAGCAGCUGCUUCUUUUGUCUUGGGAGCAGUUAACAAAGAAGCACUUUCAAUACAACAGAGCUUUGAAAUCAGCUUUACUCAGGUAAAUACAAAUCCAGUUCCUUUCAGUGGUAAUCCUGGUUAUGUUGUUGGACUGGCUGUAAGAGCAGGCUUCAAGCCACAAGGAUCAGGCAUCAUUCAGAAUACUAACAAAUACGGUCAGCUCACUAUUCUGCAAAGUACAGCCAACCAGGAUUGUCUCACAGCACAGGAAGCCAGAACCCCAGUUUUAUUUGGUUACAACAUGAUAUCAGGCUGUAAGUUACGAAUUACAGCAGCUAUGAAUUGCCAGACCUUGGCUCAGGCCCUCCGAGAUUUACUGAUGGGACAAAGCUUUCCUGAGUAUGUGGCCUCAUUUGGAAAUUCUCAAGCCCAGGAUGUGCGUGACUGGGUGCCAAUAACUCACCUCCACACCUCAGAACAGAGCUCCUGCCAAAUACCAGUAGCGCUUGAAAUGGAAGUGAAGUGGACUAAAUAUGGAUCCCUCGUCAAUCCACAAGCCAGAAUAGUAAAUGUUACAGCAACAACCACUACUACGGCACUGAAGCAGCUUCCUUUGGGAAGAGAAAGGACUAUUCCUAUAACGAGUUCUGUUGUUUUCUCUGAUAUUUCUUCACCUGCAGAGCCAGGCUAUAAAGCUUGGCCCACCAUUAAUGCCAAGUUACCCCAUGACUUUUUCUUCCCAUUUGUCUAAGUUAAGUGAUGCUUUCAGAAGAGCUCAGUGACCCUUCCAGCUGGCUGCGGCUGAAAUCAAUUGGAGAUGCCUGCUGCAGUCAACACCUUUUGAAAUUCCAGUUCCUCAAAUCUCACUCUUUAACUAUAAAAUACCCCAGGGACCUGCUAGUACCUGAAGAAGUUCACAUUGUGUUCAAACACCAGCCCAGUCCUUUAGAAUAUGCUUCCUAAUGUUCUUUUCUUUUUUUCCUGGAGUCUAACCGUUCCCAGCAGUCCACUCACCUAGAUCUCAUCUUACAUAUUCUAAUUCUUUUAAUGAGUUGAUUUAUGAGCUGUGGAAGCAGAUGACUUCGUAGCCCAGCAGGCUGCAAAUGAACACUUAAAUGGAAGAAGAGAUGAGAGAAUACAGUAUCAGAAUUCAGAUCUCCUGUUGAGAAUCAAGCAUUGUUUGACAUAAGGUGGCAUGCGUUCGCCUCUAUUUUGGUGCUCAUUUGAUUGUCAACUAAAGAAGUUGGAUGCUGGUAUUAUUUUUGGAAGGGAACAUUAUAUAAAUAAUGAAGUGGCACAAGCAGCAACAGAAAAGGAAUCAGCCAACAAUAUGAAAAGAAUGGUUGGCAAAGAAGAGAUGUAGUAGUGAUGAACGGUCAGCUGUGAGAAAAACAGAAAAGACCUCCCAGGCCUGGAUUCUUAUCUCUGCUACUGCAAGUUUCUACAAGAUGUUGCAAACAAAGAACCUUAUCACAGAAGAAGGUCAUUCCCUGAAAUGAGCGGUACUUCCUGAAUGUACAGCUUGUAAAGUUGUGUCUUUAUUAAAUUAUUUUGCAGUUUUGUCUGUACAACUGUA